AUGUCAACUAGAAAGUCAUCUGAAUUACAAUUAGAAUUUGCUCCAGGAACUCCUAAUUAUUAUAAACAGCUUGCAGAAAGUUGCAUACACAAAGAACCAUCAGAACGGCCAACUGCCGAAGAAGUUUGUAAGAAGCUUCAGGAAUGGAAAGGAAUUCUUAAGAAAGAAGAAAAUGAGUUAGAUUAUAAACAACGUAAAGUAAAGUUAGAGUUUGUAAAUGCUGUCGAAAUUGAUUCAAUAUCCUCAAUAACUUUGCAACAAC
Molecule: messenger RNA, 262 nt
Organism: Dentiscutata erythropus
Lineage: Eukaryota; Fungi; Glomeromycota; Glomeromycetes; Diversisporales; Gigasporaceae
Source: the annotation of a GenBank genome assembly